AUGAAACAGCUAAUUAACAUUAAUGACUGGCAAGGGGUGAAUGUAAAUUCGUCGGCCUCAUCUCCAAAGUUGUUAAAAUCUACACAAACCUCGAGCAUCGAAAUGAAUAGCCAGAAUAGUUAUCGAAGUCCGCCGUCAGCGCCAAAUAGCAACAAUGCCAAUACUUCAGUAGCAGAGUUUUUGCGAUUAACUCCAGUAAACCUUAAUAAAUUAUCCUCUCCAACUAGAGAAGGCAGUUCUGAGGCGAUGGAGUUUAACCAGAUCCAUUUACCGGUGCCACCUGACAAGUUUCAGGCGGACAGUUGUGCUUAUAGAGAGAACUUUAAAUUGAUAUCGAAACAGUUGGAAAAGCUAUUAAAUGAUUUGAACAUAGUUUACAAGGAGAUCGGUUAUUCUAAUGCAGAAAUAACUUCACGAGAAAAACGAAUAUUUAACAGAUUGUCAACAUCCAUUUCAUCGUUUUUCUACCAAGCUGAUGAGGAGAAAACCAAGCUUAUUGAAGAAAACGAGAGCUGUCAGGAGGUCCUAAGGCGCAUCUUACAGAUUUUAAAAGAUCCACGGGGGUCUGAUACGAUUCCAGAUUUAUACACAAGAAAUUCAUUACUAGGACUUGAAUCACAAAGUCCAAAUAAGAAACCAAUCUCUUUGUUAAACCGGAAACGUAUCCUAUCAAACGCCAAGCAAUUCGUAAUAAAAACUUAUGCUCCUAAGUUGCUAUCCUUCUUAGAGAGUUCUGUAAAGCUUCGAAAGCUGAUCGAUGUAAUGCCAGACUUCCAGCCAGAAACUAAUCAAAAACUAGUUAGCAUUAUCCCCCCGGCGGCUACAUGCAACAGUUUUAAAAGCUUCCUAUCGUCGCAUAUAAAUGACAUUGAAGAAAGUUACAAAUUCAUCAUGGUGAAUAAAAACAUUCUUCUUCAAAGUAUGAACUUUGCAGAUGUCAGUGAUAAAAUGGUUACGAAUAUUAAUGAAAUGAUGAAAUCUUAUCAACAAGAGUACUCAGUGAGAACCACUCAAAUGACAGCUACAUGCCAGGAGCUGUUAAAGCUAAUUAAGAACUUAGGAGUGGAUAUAAUGGAUCUUGACGAUCUUGUAAGAGAAAUUAUAAACGAUUAUACCCAGAGAAGAAUGCAUUCUACUAGAGAACUUUCACUCCAAAUGAUGUCAAUGUUGGAGAAAGUAGUGGCCGACUAUCAUAUCAUUACAAAUAAGCGCCAAGAAGAAAAACAUAAAGUAGUCAUACGAUGUGAGAACCUUUGGGAUAAAUUAAAGAUCUCACCAUGCUAUAUUGAGAAAUUCAAAUCUGACCAUUGUACCUUAUCCUUCAAAGACAUAAAUGCCUUUGAGAGGGAACUAGACCGGCUAGAAACUAUGAAGAAGAAAUUGAUAAAACAUUUACUUGAUGAAGCGUGGGAACGUAUUGUGGAACUAUGGGACUUAAUGCAUUUUACUCCAACUGCAAGAGCAGAGUUUACAACUUUAUAUGAAAAUAUGAAAGCCUCUAGCACUUCGCUGGCGGAUGAUGAAAAUGUGCUAGAAACAUGCGAACAGCAAAUCAAACUAUUAGAAAAGAAGUAUGGUAUUGUGAAACCCAUGUUAGAGUUGGUUGACAAGUUUAAGAAGUUGCAUGAAAGUAGAUUACACUUAGAAGAUAGUAGUAAAGAUUCGUCGAGGUUGUUAUCCAGAAAUUCACAUAAAAUUUUAUUACAGGAAGAGAAGAUACGAAAGAAAAUUGCAAGGCAUUUCCCGACAGUAAUUCAAGAAUUGAGAACUAAGUUACUAGAGUAUUCCAAUGAGUUCAACGAGGAUUUUACUAUCGACAACACGAGAUACUUGGAUAUAGUUAACAAUGAACAGGAACAGUUAAUCGCUAAAUAUCCUAGAAUGAGGUUCUCAGAUAACUCCCAAAAGGCAAUGUACCGAUCGAAAUCUUCCUCUUUAUCCUGCGUUGCUAAAAAAGAUCUGCCGCGCACAAGCAGUAACCCGUGUACGUCUAAAGUCAUCGCGGUGACGCCGCUACGACAUAUCCCGCAUAGAAAUGAACAUCGUCCGAAAGCAGCUGAUAAUGCGCACUUAACUGCCGAGAAGCCUCCAAUAGCGGAUUCUUUUAUUAGAGCGUUGAAGAACACAAACAAUUUAAGUCCACCCAAGAGAAGAGAUCGAAUAUAUGCGAAGAAUUACUUAAUGGGGAGUAGUCCUACUAAAAUUCCAACGCUAUCUGCUUCAAGUAGAAGUGCUAUACUCAAGUUACCAAGGGUGAGGAAAAUACAGCCAUUACAAACUUUCUCACAACUUGCAACUAUGUCAAGCAACAGGUUAAACAAGCAGAGUAGCAUCCCAAUGUUAGCAAAAAACCUUACCCAUGAUUUGUUAUGCGAAGCUGGAAAGGAAAAUAGCUUUGGUUUGGAAUCACCUGCUAUAAUAACCAAGUCAUCAAGAAACCAACUACCCAGCAGUCCGAUGAAGGAAAAGGAACAAACCACAUAUACAAGCAUUCCAGAAGAACAUUUUAAGAUAACUGCAUCAACGAGAGACGGUAAGGCUGAUCAUCCUAAUGCAGAUGAAUCCAGCAUCAUGGAAGACGGAAACUUCAUAGAGUGGAAGAGGUCACAGUUAGCUAAGUUAAGCGAAAGCCCAAUAAAAAGUCCCGCUGAAGUAACCACUCCGGUCAAUUGGGAAAAUAACUUAGCUGACUUCCUUAAAGUUGACAAAGGAAAUCAAAUUAACUGA
Messenger RNA from Eremothecium sinecaudum, 2727 nucleotides. It is a transcript of the gene ASE1, whose product is annotated as Ase1p. The transcript has a single exon. Lineage: Eukaryota; Fungi; Ascomycota; Saccharomycetes; Saccharomycetales; Saccharomycetaceae. Gene Ontology annotation, molecular function: microtubule binding. The record is from RefSeq and is a predicted model, not a curated record. Bases 1 to 2727 code for a protein of 908 amino acids. Gene Ontology annotation, cellular component: cytoplasm; mitotic spindle midzone; spindle. Gene Ontology annotation, biological process: microtubule cytoskeleton organization; mitotic spindle midzone assembly.